CUAUGCUCUUUCUGUAUAUUACACCUCCUGGUGUCUGCUAAUGCAUUGGUUUGGCCAACAGAAAAAUGUUCUUUAAAGCAGUCUUUCACGCUUGGAAACAGGUACAGAUUUGAUCUUAUCGUACUAACUUUGGGAGGGAAGCCUGUUGGAACUUGGAAACUACUCCUAAAACCCAUUAAAGAGAGAGAAAGUACAGAACAGAGAGAGAGAGAGAGAGAGAGAGAGAGAGAGAGAGAGAGAGAGAGAGAGAGAGAAAACUUUUUGAAAGAGAGGAAAUACAGUUGCUGGGCGUGGGAGGUAAGAGCUAGAGAGGGAAAAUCUAGAGAGAGAGAGAGGGAGGAUGUUUGCAGCUGAGAAUGGACUCAAGGGAGACCCAAGGCUUCAAGCCAUUUCUGAAGCCAUAAGCGUCAUCCCUCACUUCCCAAAACCAGGGAUAAUGUUUCAAGAUAUAACAACUUUGCUACUAAAUCACAAGGCAUUCAAGGACACUGUGGACAUCUUUGUGGAGAGGUACAGAGACAUGGGGAUCUCUGUUGUCGCUGGAAUUGAAGCUAGAGGAUUCAUGUUUGGUCCAUCUGUCGCCUUAGCCAUUGGUGCAAAGUUUGUUCCAUUACGUAAACCUGGAAAGCUGCCUGCUAAAGUAGUAUCACAAGCUUAUGAGCUAGAGUAUGGUACUGAUUGUCUCGAGAUGCAUAUUGAUGCUAUUCAGCAUGGGGAACGGGCAGUGGUAAUUGAUGAUUUAGUUGCUACAGGAGGGACCCUCUCCGCAGCAAUGAAACUUUUAGAAUGUAGGGGGGCCGAAGUUGUUGAAUGUGCUUGUGUUAUUGGGUUGCCUGAUGUCAAGCGGCAGCCAAGACUUAAUGGAAAGCCACUUUAUAUUCUUGUGGAGCCACGGGAAAUGGAACAUAGCUGCUCAGAUCUGCGGGUGUGCUUGGGGUGAAUUCGGACUGGAAGAGAUGAUGCUUGGGCAGCCAUUCGAACACAAGCUACAGUUUUGAAUAGCUGGUGUUUUGCCUUUGUAACCUCCCUCUUUUCUUUCGUUUUGGUUUUUAUUUCCUCCUUUGUCUUCCUAAUGUACCCUUCUAGGUGCAGCUAAUUCAAUUUGAGUUGAAUUAAUUGGACAAUUUGAGAAAAGCAUUGUUGAAUUCAUGUUUUGUAAGCUACUCAGUUGAGCAUUAUUCAGAGGCUUACGGCUAGCUUUCCUGUUAUAGUUUUGAAUAGCUGGUGUUUUG
Ilex paraguariensis (yerba mate) is the source of this 1232-nucleotide messenger RNA. The record is from the annotation of a GenBank genome assembly. NCBI's taxonomy places the organism in Eukaryota, Viridiplantae, Streptophyta, Magnoliopsida, Aquifoliales, Aquifoliaceae.